Messenger RNA from Recurvomyces mirabilis, 1698 nucleotides. It is a transcript of the gene DOT5, whose product is annotated as thioredoxin peroxidase dot5. Gene Ontology annotation, molecular function: thioredoxin peroxidase activity. Gene Ontology annotation, biological process: cell redox homeostasis; cellular response to oxidative stress. Lineage: Eukaryota; Fungi; Ascomycota; Dothideomycetes; Mycosphaerellales; Teratosphaeriaceae. Gene Ontology annotation, cellular component: cytoplasm. The coding region runs from base 1 to 1698 and encodes 565 amino acids. The record is from RefSeq and is a predicted model, not a curated record. The transcript is spliced from 5 exons.
AUGGUCGAGCUACGCAAGCGUCCGGCUCCUCCAGCGCCGGCAGCAGCUCUACCAAAAUCGAAGAAAGGCACGACCAGCAAGACGAAAGCCGCCCCAGCCAAGGGCAAGAAAGACGACGCGCAGAAAGAGACGAAACCUCCUCCUUCAAAUCCAUCUGAUGAUCCCACGGGAGGCAUCCCGGAGGGAGCAGGAGGCGUGAGCGCGACGGCUGAAGUCACGAGUGCUGAAGUUGCGAAGGAGGUCGCGGCUGAGGUUGAGGCCGAGGCUGUCAAGGGGAAGGGGAAGGGUAAGAAGGCGGCUGCUGCGCCGAAGGCCAAGAGUGGGCCCCCUGAGGUUGGGGAGACUGUGGAGUUGGAGGGGUUUGGAGGCGAGGUGGAGACGAAUGAGGGGGAGAAGACGACGUUGGCUAAAUUGGUGGAGGAGAGUAAGGCUGGGGUUGUCCUGUUUACAUAUCCCAAGGCGAGCACACCUGGCUGCACGACCCAAGUCUGCCUCUUUCGCGACUCCUACACGCCUCUCACAGGCACUGGCCUCAGCAUAUACGGCCUCAGCACCGACAGCCCAAAAGCCAACACGACCUUCAAGACCAAGCAAAACCUUCCGUACCCGCUUCUCUGCGACCCAUCCGCUACUCUCAUCCAAGCCAUUGGUUUCAAGAAAGCACCAAAGGGCACGACCCGAGGCGUCUUCGUCAUCGACAAAAACGGUAAAGUUCUCGCCGCUGAAGCUGGUGGCCCAGCACCUACUGUCGAGGUUGUUAAGGGUAUCGUGGAAAGUAUGGGUGGUGAUGCCGACGCGAAGGGAUUGAAGAAGGCUGAGGAGCGAGCUGCGGGUGCUAAAGGUGAAGAGGUUGAGGAACCUACCAAUGCACACUCCACGACACACCCUUCCCGGGACGACCUAGCAGUACAGACCCCAGGCUUCAAGCCCGUGAUCGAAGGUCAACGUAGUCUGGUUCGUACCUGCCCGCAUGGCAAGUCGAGUUUCAAGGGGAAGGUGCGAUUGAAGGAAACUAAUUAUCAUUUACGAUGUGAAUGUAAGAAGGCGCAAUUUGAUGGGCCCGCUCCGAAGGUUGGAGGAGAGCAUUAUAUACUCAAGACGAUCGAUCGACUGUGUGCUGAUCUCAUGGAGCCUGAGGAGGAAGCGGGUGGAGUGGCGCUCGAAAGUGGCUAUGGGGACGUACAGGCCACCAAGGCACAAGACGCUGCGCUGAGCUACGAUUUGAGAACAUGGAUUCACCGUAUCUCUGAGACCGACAAGCAGCAAGACCUACGCGACUGGACGUACCUCGACACCGACCUUCGCUUCACACCCUCCCAUCUGUGCCAGGCAAUCGUCUACGCUAUCUCCCUGCUCCACGGCCUGCACGCCGAGAUCCCUCACCUCCUGUCCUAUGCCGAGCGCUAUAACAUCUUCAUCCCUGACCUCUCCGACCAACCAGAACCCUCGUGGCUUGCGCCUAUCGCAGACCAGGAACGAGAGCUCAAGGGGAAGGGAAGGCAGGCAUUGCUGGAUACCUUUGGGGGAGCGUGUCAGGAGAUCGAUUAUGUUGUGGUGCAGAAGGAGGACUUGCUAAUGGAAAUCCGGAAUGGUAAGAUCGUUGAGGCUAGGGAUGGGGAUGAGAGUGAGAGGUUUAGUCUCGUGGCGGCUGGGUACGACGAGGAGGUUAGGAGGAUUGUUUCCAAGGAGAGUGGCUGA